AUGGUGGCCCUGGUUCCGAUUCUCUUCGCCAAUGUGGCUGCCGUGCAGAUUGUUCUGCUCUCGCUCAUGACGGUUGUCUACCUUGUGGCCGCCACCCGCGUGUUCCCUUGGGCGACGGAUUUGGCGAACAGUGCAGCAGCUCUUCGGAAGAUGGCUUGA
Symbiodinium necroappetens is the source of this 159-nucleotide messenger RNA. The record is from the annotation of a GenBank genome assembly. NCBI's taxonomy places the organism in Eukaryota, Dinophyceae, Suessiales, Symbiodiniaceae.